Molecule: messenger RNA, 2349 nt
Organism: Zingiber officinale
Lineage: Eukaryota; Viridiplantae; Streptophyta; Magnoliopsida; Zingiberales; Zingiberaceae
Product: calcium-dependent protein kinase 20-like
Exons: 8
Coding region: 495-2057 (520 amino acids)
Biological process (GO): peptidyl-serine phosphorylation; protein autophosphorylation; intracellular signal transduction
Cellular component (GO): cytoplasm; nucleus
Molecular function (GO): calmodulin binding; calcium/calmodulin-dependent protein kinase activity; ATP binding
Source: RefSeq, a predicted model, not a curated record
CCUCGCAACGCGCCUCCUCCGCCUCUGCUAAUUGAAGCGAGAUCGAUCGAAACCUAAAAUUAGAACAAGGAAACAAAGAAGAGGAAUCGACAGGAGGAUGACGAUCUCGGCGAGUCUUGGCCUAACAGGUGUUGUCAUCUUGUUUCUGUUCCUUUUUUUAUCUUACCCACCUGGCAUUGCCCGUCCUCUCUUUCUCUUCAAUUUGAGGGCUUCCUCGAAUUUGAUCGCCUUGGGGUCAUGUGACAUGAGGAGGUUCCCCGUUCCGAUUAUCUUUUGCUAGAUUAUUCGAACGGGUUUAACCUCCCGAGCUUGGUUCUUAGUUCUUAUAGUUUUCCCCUCGUAUUUUUAUUCCUGAAGGAUUCGUUUGCGGCUUCCCCAAAUUAUUGUUUUCUUCUUUGUUUGGGUUUUUGCCCACGGAAAGGUCUUACCUUGCCGUGGGUUCUGCUCGAUCUCAACGAAAUCCGUGGAAAAGGUUCGACCUUGACUAAAUUCCAAUGGGAAAUUGCUACGCCACCCCCAUUGAUCCCGAGGAGACAACGUCGGAGCAACUCAAUAAGAAGAAGUCAAGGAAGAGGCUCUUCGGUGGCGGACACCGCCUCGUCGUCCUAAAAAAUCCCACUGGGGGGAACAUCCGGAAGCGAUACCAGCUCGGAGAGGAGCUCGGCCGCGGAGAGUUCGGCGUGACCUACCUCUGCACCGACAAGGUCACCAGGGAGCAAUUCGCUUGCAAGUCCAUAUCCAAGAAGAAGCUCCGAACCAAUGUGGACAUCGAGGAUGUGAGGAGGGAGGUGGCGAUCAUGAGGCAAUUGCCGACCCACCCUAACAUUGUAAGCCUGAAAGAUACCUUCGAGGACGACAGCGCAGUCUACCUUGUCAUGGAGCUCUGCGAAGGAGGGGAGCUCUUCGAUAGGAUUGUAGCAAGGGGGCAUUACACCGAACGGGCAGCAGCAAUGGUGAUCCGAACCAUCGUCGAAGUGGUCCAGAACUGCCACAAGCAUGGGGUGAUGCACCGAGAUCUUAAACCUGAAAAUUUCUUGUUUGCGAACGAAAGGGAAAAUGCUCCUCUGAAAUCAAUUGACUUUGGGUUAUCUAUAUUCUUUAAACCUGGUGAGCGGUUUAAUGAGAUAGUUGGCAGCCCUUAUUACAUGGCUCCAGAAGUUUUAAAGAGAAAUUAUGGUCCUGAAGUAGAUGUUUGGAGUGCAGGAAUUAUCCUAUACAUCCUGCUUUGUGGUGUACCACCAUUUUGGGCAGAAACGGAACAAGGCAUUGCACAGGCAAUUAUUAAUUCAAAACUUGAGUUUAAAAGAGACCCUUGGCCAAAAGUUUCUGAUGGUGCCAAAGACCUUGUCAAGCGGAUGCUAGAUCCAGAUCCGAAUAGGCGUUUGACAGCUCAAGAAGUGCUAGAUCACCCUUGGUUGCAAAAUGCCAAGAAGGCUCCCACUACCAAUCUCGGCGAAACUGUUCGUGCAAGGCUCCAACAAUUCUCAGUCAUGAAUAAAUUGAAGAAGAGAGCUCUUAAGGUAGUAGCUGAGCAUUUGUCUGUGGAGGAAGUUGCUGAUAUAAAAGAUAUGUUUAAUAAGAUGGAUAUAAAUGACAACGGACACUUGACUCUUGAAGAGCUAAAGCAUGGUUUGCAUAAGCUUGGCCACCAGAUUCCUGAUACAGAGAUUAAGAUUAUAAUGGAAGCUGCUGAUGUUGACGGAAAUGGUAGCUUGGACUAUGGAGAAUUUGUUGCAAUGUCGAUGUAUCUGAAAAAGAUUGGAAAUGAUGAACACUUGCACAAGGCUUUCCAAUACUUUGAUCAGGAUAAGAGUGGAUACAUAGAAAUUGAAGAGCUCAGAAGCUGCUUGGCUAAUGAUUUAGGUCCUAAUCACGAAGAAGUGAUUAAUGCCAUAAUUCGUGAUGUGGACACUGACAAGGAUGGGAAGAUAAGCUAUGAAGAGUUUGCCGCAAUGAUGAAAGCUGGUACUGACUGGAGGAUAGCAUCGAGGCAGUAUUCAAGAGAGCGAUUCAGUAGAGUAACUUCAAAUCUGAUGAAAGAUGGAUCUUUACAGUGAUUGAAGUAUUUAUUUGAUAACUUUAAACUAAAUAUUUUUUUUCAUCCAUUGGUUGUGAUUGAUAUUCAGUCCCCAGUCAAUUUGCGACUAAGUUCUUUCUGCACGCCAUUCUUUGUUUGGCUUCUUUGAAUAUGUUCAAGGGAUUGAUGAAAGUUUGGGGUUUUGAGAAAUUUGUAUAACAGAGGAUGCCAAUGGGGUGAAUGAUCAUAAAUGUGUUUGUAUGUGUCAAGUGCUAAGCAGGCACCUACUUGUAACUUUAUACCUUGAAAGUAAUAAAUGAUUGCAUUUAAAA